This is a messenger RNA of Pieris macdunnoughi, 675 nucleotides long. Lineage: Eukaryota; Metazoa; Arthropoda; Insecta; Lepidoptera; Pieridae. The record is from the annotation of a GenBank genome assembly.
AUGGCUGAUUUGUGUUUUAUAUGUGAUAAGUCACUUUCAGAGGGUGUUUCUGUGAAUGUUGUACGUGGUUUACAAACUUUAAAAACUGCAAGUAUUGAAAGAAAUGAUGGACAUAUAGACUAUUUAAAUACUUUAAGUUCUGUGAAUGUGCAUUCCGAGUGUCGAAAAGUGUACACUAGUAAAAAUGCUAUUGUUGCAUCGAAACGACGCACAGAAGAGGGUGAACCUUCAACGCCAAGUGCACCUCGUAAAAAAAGAAACGAAGUGUUUGAUUUUAAAAAAUUGUGCUUAUUUUGUGGCCAAGAAGCUAAUGAAGUAGCGGAAAGGAAAAAAAGGGAGAAGUACAGACGGACAAUAAUACCAUCUGCUGAUAAGAAGCCGCGCCAAGAUGAUCAAGUCACUCAAGCAAUGAAGGAGAUUUUUUGUUAUAUAGAAAAUAAUGAAGAUUCUCAAUUUACGUUGAAAGAACUUAAAGAUGUCCUUACCGAGUACAUACCCGACGAUAAGACGAUUAUUACAAAACUACAACAAAAGUAUUUAACUGACAUAAUAAUUACAAAAAAAAUAGGAGCAUUUACAAUUAUAUCUUUCCGUGAUACACAGGUUAAUGUACUAUCAAAAGCUUGGUACGAAAAUAAAAAAGCACCCCUGCAGAAGAACGUUUACGUAUUGUAG